Molecule: messenger RNA, 1359 nt
Organism: Monascus purpureus
Lineage: Eukaryota; Fungi; Ascomycota; Eurotiomycetes; Eurotiales; Aspergillaceae
Source: the annotation of a GenBank genome assembly
UUCGAUACCUCUGUCUCGCUUGUUCUCGACUAUUCAUUCUUUACUGUCUGUCUUCUCGAUAUCGAUCGUUUAUCUAGCUGAGAUAUUAUUUCUUGUCCAUCAUUUUCAAUCAAGUAGAGCCAGUCUGCUCUUCUCGCCAAAUCUCAUCUCGCCGCGUCGCGUCACGUCUUGACUCGUUCUUUAUCGAUAUCAUCCGCUUUCUGUCCUGGGAGAAACGAAGGAUAGUUGGAAAUGGUAAUAUUCAUGGCUCGCACCAAGAUGGCCAUUUUCUGGGUAGUCUGGGUGUUUGCUGUUCUAGGUCUUGCGAGUGAUAUGGAGAAUCACGUUUUUACCACCGUCACCCGCACCUUGCCGGCGGACUGCCCAUCAGACUCUGUGUCCUCUGCCUCUACUUUUACCUCUACUGCUGUCCCUGUCCCUGUCCCUAUCGCCACUACGACUGUGUUCACGACAACAAUCACAACUACGUUCACGACUAGGACUACAUUCACGACUAGGACCACGUCCACAUCUACGAUUGUUACCAGUACAUCUACCGUGACAACGCAAGCCCCUCACACCAGCUGGACCACGUCAAAGUCUACUUCUAUCCCUUGUCCUUCGGAUCAUGGUGGCUCUUCGACUGUUUCAUCGAGCCCUAUCUUGACCACGACAUCUAGUAAGGAGCCUAUCACCACGACAUCUAGCGUUGGCAUCCCUGCCGUGACGAGCGGUAGUAGCACUUCUACUACCGUUGCGUCGGGAACGGUUACUUCUUCGAUUACCACUGGUACUGGUUCUAGUUCUAGUUCUUCUAGCUCCAGAGAAACAGAAGCAGGAAUCACUACUGCAACUGGAACUGGCGGUUUAUCAGCAGUUACCAGUUCCCCCACCAAGAAUAAUUCGAAUAAUUCAUGGUCCCUCCAUGCUAGCAUGGGGAAGCAGCGUAUCGACGUUUGCCUCAUUGCAGCCGUGGUGACUCUGCUUACCUUCAUGGUGAUGUAGGCCAUGGUUGAGUUGAGAUAGGGUUUGUGUCGGAUAGGGCGGGCUUUCGGCACGCGUUUUUUAAAACUAUUUCCGGCUGUUUUUUUCUUCGAACGGGUCAGUAGCUUUUUCAACGCCGAAUCAGUGCAGUCAGUCCAUGAUAUGCUGUGACAUGACAUGACACGAUAUGAUGAUAUGAUCAUGAUCAUUGCGAAUGUACUUCUUCCUCUCUUUCCCUUGGUGGCAAUUCAGACGAGUCGUACUUUGUACUUUCUUUUCCUCUCUUUCUUUCUCUCUUUCUUUCUCUAUCUACCUAUCUAUCCUUCAUGAAUGAAUGAAACCUGACCCACUACGCGUACUUUAGUCGAAUGCCAUAACUAUUAACUAACAAUCUUG